UUAUCAAAGAAAUUUAUAAUACAAAUUUUAGCUUAUAAAAAAUAAUCCGUCAUGAGUGAAGAUGCGCCAGAGACUGAAAUAAUACAUGUACCAAAGGUUGCGCCUAAACAGCCUACAACAGUAGUUGAUCCGGAACGACUACAAGAGCUUAAAGAUAUAGCGAAUCGUUUGCGUUUACAUGCAAUUAGGUCAACACAGGCUUCCAAAUCAGGUCAUCCGACUUCCUGCUCAUCGAUAGCCGAUAUACUUGCUGUGCUGUUUUUUAAUGUAAUGCGUUUAGACAUGAAAGAACCACGCAAUCCGGCUAGUGAUCGACUGGUGCUAUCGAAAGGGCAUGCUGCACCCAUACUCUAUGCAGCAUGGGCAGAGGCUGGACUCUUUCCUACCGAUGAACUUCUAAAUUUGCGUAAAAUUGAUUCGGAUCUUGAAGGGCAUCCCACACCUCGUUUAAAUUUUAUUGAUGUUGGCACCGGAUCUUUGGGUCAAGGUGUAGCAGUAGCGUCUGGUAUGGCUUAUAUUGGAAAGAAUAUUGAUAAAAGCGAUUAUAGGACAUACUGUAUCGUUGGUGAUGGUGAAUCGGCAGAGGGUUCAAUAUGGGAGUCUUUAAAUUUUGCCAGUUUUUAUAAUUUAGAUAACCUUUGCGUAAUAUUUGACGUCAAUCGUUUGGGACAAUCUGAUCCGACACAGCUGCAGCAUAACAUGGAUGUGUAUGAAAAACGUUUGGAUGCAUUCGGUUUCAAUGCAAUUGUUGUGGAUGGUCACAAUAUUGAAGAACUGAUGAAUGCAUUUGACAACGCAGCCAGUAUGAAGGGCAAACCGACAGCCGUCAUUGCGAAAACAUUCAAAGGCAAAGGAUUUCCCGGAAUUGAGAAUGAAGAAAAUUGGCAUGGUAAGCCUUUGGGUGAUAAGGCAUGCGAAGCUAUAAGAAAAUUAGAAUAUGCGAUUGUCAAUCGAUCACCAUGUCCAGUGGCGUUGACACCAAAAUCGAAUGAUGGGAUGACUGUACCUGAGGUCAAUAUAGAAAACGUUAAACUAUCCACCCCACCAUCGUACAAACUAGGGGAACAAGUGGCAACACGUGUCGCUUAUGGCAAAGCGCUGGCCAAAAUGGCAGAAGGAUGUGAUCGUGUUAUAGCUCUUGAUGGCGAUACAAAGAACUCCACCUAUUCUGAGAAACUGAAGCAACAAUUUCCUGAACGUUUUAUCGAAUGUUACAUUGCCGAACAGAAUUUGGUUGGAGUAACCAUUGGUGCCAUGUGCCGUAAUCGCACAAUCGCUUUUGCCUCGACCUUUGCUGCUUUUCUAACACGUGCUUUCGAUCAAGUUCGCAUGGGUGCUAUCUCUCAGACGAAUGCCAAUUUCUGCGGUUCACACUGUGGCAUAAGUAUCGGUGAGGAUGGUCCCUCACAAAUGGCUCUUGAGGAUAUUGCCAUGUUUCGCGCAAUACCAGGCAGCACUGUCUUCUAUCCAUCGGAUGCUGUAAGCUGUGAACGUGCCGUAGAAUUGGCAGCAAAUACACCAGGUAUAUGCUUCAUACGCACAUCCAGGCCGAGCACAGCUGUGAUUUACAAAAACGAGGAGGUAUUCCAAGUGGGCAUUGGUAAAGUGAUAAAACAAUCGCGCAAGGAUAAAGUGCUUUUGGUAGGCGCAGGUAUAACGUUAUAUGAAUGUCUGUCGGCUGCCGCAGAUCUGGAGAAAAUUGGUAUAAAAGUCCGUGUCGUUGAUCCUUUCACAAUCAAACCAUUGGAUGCCGGUCUGAUUAUGGCAAACGCCCGUGCAUGUGGUGGUCGCAUCAUUGUGGUUGAGGAUCACUACCAAGAAGGUGGUUUAGGGGAAGCUGUACUGAGUGCGCUUGCUUUGGAACGCGAUGUGGAGGUGAAACAUUUACAUGUACCGCAUGUACCACGCUCUGGACCGCCAACGGUACUCAUAGAUAAAUUUGGCAUAUCAGCACGACAUAUUAUAGAGGCUGUUUCCAAUUAUAUGGAAUGCAGGUGCACAUCCAAUCUUGAGGAUUAGAUUUUUUUUUACAAAAAGUUCGAAUUUAUUAAUUUAAAAUAAUAUAUUUAAUUAAGU
Bactrocera tryoni is the source of this 2076-nucleotide messenger RNA. Its product is annotated as transketolase-like protein 2. Lineage: Eukaryota; Metazoa; Arthropoda; Insecta; Diptera; Tephritidae. Gene Ontology annotation, molecular function: thiamine pyrophosphate binding; transketolase activity. The transcript is spliced from 3 exons. Bases 52 to 2019 code for a protein of 655 amino acids. The record is from RefSeq and is a predicted model, not a curated record.